Punica granatum (pomegranate) is the source of this 1811-nucleotide messenger RNA. The record is from RefSeq and is a predicted model, not a curated record. NCBI's taxonomy places the organism in Eukaryota, Viridiplantae, Streptophyta, Magnoliopsida, Myrtales, Lythraceae.
AUGUAUGUAUGUAUAGGUAUAGUAGUAUAGUGGUCCUUAUUUGCAAAAGUUACCCCUCUUUUAUCCUAGCAGCUGGGACUGGGAAAGGGGCUAUAAAAAGAUUCCAACAUUUGUUCCCUCAUCUCGCCAAUGAACGGCCUUGGCUUUUCUUUUAUCAUAACUCCCAAACUUAUGCCACUGAUCCUCUUCCCCCCAAACUCACCGCCCAAACUUCAUCUACAGCUUGCAUCUGAUCCUCUCCACUAGGACUACUUAUACUGCUCCCCUCCUAGCUCGGCCAAUUCAUGCAAUGGCAAUAGACCGUGUCGCCAAUAAAGCAUCGUCGAUGUCUCACCAAGACCGACCGCCUCAUGACCAGGACAAAGAUGACCACCACCAGAACCCCGUAGCAUUCGAUGCGUCGGUCCUCCAGUACCAGUCAGUCAUCCCGAAGCAGUUCGUUUGGCCCGAUGAUGAGAAACCUUCCCCUUAUGCCCCAGAACUUCUGGUUCCCCUGAUUGAUAUAGGCGGCUUCCUCUCCGGGGACCCCGUCGCGUCCGUGGAAGCUUCCAGGCUUGUUGGCGAAGCAUGCAAGAAGCAUGGCUUCUUCCUCGUGGUUAAUCAUGGGGUUGACGGGCAGCUCAUCUCCAACGCACACCGCUACAUGGAUGGUUUCUUCGGGUUGCCGCUUGGCGAGAAACAAAGGGCUCAGAGGAAGGUUGGUGAGCAUUGCGGGUACGCCAGUAGUUUCACUGGAAGAUUCUCCUCCAAGCUACCUUGGAAGGAGACCCUCUCCUUCCGCUAUUCCGCCGAGAGAAGCUCAUCUAAUGUCGUCGAGGAUUACUUUCUGAACACCAUGGGCAAAGAUUUCCUGCAGUUUGGGACGGUAUAUCAGGACUACUGCGAGGCAAUGAGCCGCCUGUCGCUGGGGAUAAUGGAGUUGCUUGGGAUGAGCUUGGGGGUGGAUCGAGCUUAUUUCCGGGGGUUCUUCGAGGAUAACGAUUCGAUCAUGAGGCUCAAUUACUAUCCACCCUGCCAGAAGCCGGACCAGACCCUGGGCACGGGGCCCCACUGUGAUCCUACAUCCUUGACCAUCCUCCACCAGGACCAUGUUGGCGGGCUCCAAGUCUUUGUGGACAAUCAGUGGCGGUCCAUUAGCCCCAAUUUUAAUGCAUUCGUCGUCAACAUCGGCGACACUUUCAUGGCGCUUUCGAAUGGGAUAUACAAGAGCUGCCUGCACAGGGCAGUGGUAAAUAGUGAGACCCCGAGGAAGUCGCUGGCCUUUUUCCUGUGCCCAAAGGUUGAUAAAGUGGUGAGACCACCGAGCGAACUGGUGAAUCCGGCAUGCCCUCGGGUAUACCCAGAUUUUACAUGGGCUAUGUUUCUCGAGUUCACUCAGAAACAAUACAGAGCCGACAUGAACACUCUCCAAGUCUUCACAAAUUGGAUUGACCAACACAAAAUAUCUGAGAAAGCUCUCUCAGUUCAUUAAAGGUUUCAUUCCAUACAUGGAAAGUCAUGGACCACGUUCCGCUUGCUCCAUGCAUCAUGGAGAGAGAGAGAGAGAUCAGAUACAACUGAUGAUGUUGAGAUGAAGAGGUUAUAGCAGCACAGGGGAUAAGAUUAUAUAAGGAACGACAGACCGAGGAGUCGUCCGUAAUGAAGGAGAGCUACAUAUAUAUAAAUAGGAGCUUGGACGACGUAUAGCUCGGUUAGCUAAGUUUUGUAAUUUUUCUCUUCUCUUUUCAUAUUAUUCUACGUAGAAGUUAAAGGGUUUAGUUGAUUUCCCCAUAUAUAUACAACGACUAUAUAUAUAUACACAUUUUCAUACA